GAAGAAAGAGGAGAGCAGUGGAUUGUUCGCUUUUGGAAGGGAUUCAGAUUGAAGGGGACCGGAGGCCCGGGAGGGAAAGAUAACCCAGAUCCCAGUGUCCCCUGACGAGCCUCUGGUUAAAAUGCAACUAGGGGACAGAGAUGAAUUGGUAGAUUUUCUCGUAGAUACAGGGGCUGCCCAUUCUGUUUUAACUCAAAAACUGAAACCUUUAAGUAAAAAGACUGUGCCGGUGGUAGGGGUUACAGGGAAGGCAGUAACACGAUCCUUCCUACAGCCAAUGACCUGUAAUAUUGGGCAGGCCGAAGUUACCCAUCAAUUCUUGUACAUGCCAGACUGCCCCGUUCCCCUUUUAGGGAGAGACCUCCUCUGUAAACUGCAAGCUACGUUGUCGUUCCAGGAUGGGCAAAUGUUUUUAACAGUGCCUCCUGAAAAGGGGUGGCAUUUACAGGCUUGCCUUCUCGGCCUUCUCCAAGAGGAGAGUACACCGGAUAUUCCUCAACCCCUGCUCGAUGCUGUUGUUCCAUGGGUAUGGGCAGGUCACCGACCUGGGAAGGCUAAAAAUGCUGACCCUGUGAAGAUUCAACUUUUGCCAGGGGCCCAGCCUCCAUGUGUGAAACAAUAUCCAAUGCGGAUGGAAGCCAGGAAAGGACUGAAGCCGUUAGUUGAACGGUUGCUGGAGUAUGGCCUUCUCCGUGAAUGUACAUCAGCUUUUAACACACCCAUCUUGCCUGUGAAGAAGCCUAAGAGUAAUGAAUAUCGUUUCGUCCAAGACUUGAGAGCUGUAAAUAAAGUGGUUGUGAGUAUAUACCCGGCCGUGCCUAAUCCGUACACCUUGCUGUCUGCUUUGAACCCAGAUCAUAACUGGUUUACAGUUAUUGAUUUAAAAGAUGCUUUCUUCUGUAUACCGGUAGAGAAGGGAUCUCGGGAAAUAUUUGCAUUUGAAUGGGAAGACCCAGAUACUAGCAUUAAGACUCAGUUGUGCUGGACUGUUUUACCCCAAGGAUUUAAAAACAGCCCAACCUUAUUUGGCAAUGCAUUAAGCAAGGAUUUACACAGGCUAGAAUUGCCACUGUCCUGUGCUCUUUUGCAAUAUGUAGAUGACUUGCUUUUAACAGCCACCACUGAAGCAAGCUGCCUGGAAGGAACAAUUUGCCUCCUUAAUUUUCUGGGUCAACAAGGGUAUCACAUUUCCAGGAAAAAGAUGCAGCCCAUAUCCCAGAGGGUCACAUAUUUGGGAUUUGAAUUACAGCCUGGUCAGAGAGCCCUGUUGCCUGAAAGAAAAGAAGCUAUAUGCCGGCUGGCACCCCCAAUAACAAAGAAACAACUACGAGGAUUUUUAGGUACAGUAGGUUUUUGCAGGAUUUGGAUUCCAAAUUUUGGGGUUAUUGCAAAACCUCUAUAUGAGGCAACACACGGAGAUGAAAAGGUACUCGAAUGGACUGAAGAGUGUGAGCAAGCAUUCUGCCAGUUAAAGCAGGCUCUCAUUGAAGCACCCGCCUUAGGACUACCGGACAUGAGUAAGCCUUUUUCCCUUUUUGUGCAUGACCGAGGUGGGGUAGCCGUGGGAGUCUUAACACAGAAAUUGGGUAGCUGGCAACGACCAGUGGCAUAUUUUUCAAAAAAAUUAGACUUUGUGUCAUGUGGAUGGCCUGCUUGUCUCCGGGCUGUUGCUGCUACCUGUCUGCUAAUACAAGAAGCUGAAAAAUUAACCCUAGGCCAUGAAAUGAUUGUAUAUAUUCCUCAUGCGGUACUUACAGUCUUGGAACAGAAAGGAGGGAACUGGUUAACUCCGGGACGAAUGGCUCGAUAUCAGGCCAUCCUCCUAGAUAAGCCUGAAAUAAAAUUAGCCAUUUCUCGCAAUGUAAAUCCAGCAACACUGUUGCCAUCUAUGGGUGACACACCAGAUCUUGUGCAUGACUGUUUGCAAACAUUGGAAACUGUUUAUUCUUCAAGACCAAAUUUGAGAGACAGACCUCUUGAAAAAGCUGACCUGGAGUUUUACACUGAUGGCAGCUCGAGUAUAGAGAAUGGAAUUCGAAAAUCCGGAUACGCUAUCGUGACUACACAGAAUGUGAUAGAAGCAGGACCUUUAAACCCAUCUGUUUCAGCUCAAAAGGCUGAACUCAUUGCUAUGACUCGGGCUUUGCAAUUGGCGGCCAACAAAACUGUCAAUAUUUAUUCUGACUCUAAAUAUGUUUUCCUUGUUUUACAUGCUCACGGAGCGCUAUGGAAAGAGCGAGGUCUACUUGAUUCAAAAGGAACAGGCAUUAAGCAUAGCAAGCAGAUAAAAGCCCUCCUUAAGGCAGUCUGGGAACCAAAAGAAGUAGCGAUAAUGCACUGCAAAGCUCAUCAAAAGAAAAAUGAUGAUUCAUCCACAAAAGGUAAUCGAUUUGCUGACGCUACAGCAAAGAAAGCAGCUAAAAAACCUCAGACAGACUUGCUGCCCGAAGUAAGUAAUCUGUUACCUCUCCUCCCAGACUUAUACCAGCCUGUGACACCACAGUAUGGGGAAAGAGACAAACAAUUGAUAAGAGAGUUUCAAGCAAAGAAGGGGGAGCACGGAUGGCUAGUAGCAAAGGAUGGCCGCAUUAUCAUCCCAGCUGCCUGGGUUCAUGUGGUAGUGAAGAGAGCUCAUCAUGGCACCCACUAUGGACCCAGGGCCCUGAUAAGGUGGAUCAGUCACUAUGUAACUGGAGUGGGAUUAAGAGAGGCUGCCAAGAAGGUAUCAGAGACAUGUGAGGUCUGCCAGAGAAAUAACCCAAAAGGAGGGAGAAAAGAAACUUCAGGACAUCAGAGAUUAGGCAAUGGGCCAGGAGAAGAAUGGCAGGUGGAUUUUACUGAGUUACCCCGGCAACAGGGGAUGAGAUAUCUCCUUGUCUUUGUGGACACUUUCUCUAAUUGGGUUGAGUGCUUCCCAUGUCGGACUGCCCAAGCCCGAGAGGUGGUCAAGGCACUCCUACGGGAAAUUAUACCUCGCUUCGGACUUCCAAAAGGAAUAGGGUCAGACAAUGGCCCACAUUUCAUUGCACAAAUUACUCAAAAGGUUUCUGAGUUCCUGGGAAUCAGCUGGCAUUUACACACCCCUUGGAGACCCCAGUCCAGUGGAAAAGUGGAACGUAUGAAUCAGACCUUAAAAAGACACCUUGCAAAGAUUUGCCAAGAAGCUCGAUUCAAAUGGCCAGAGGCCCUACCCUUGGCCCUGUUGCGAGUAAGGGUCGCACCACAUUCUAAAUUGGGAUUAAGCCCAUUUGAAAUAAUGUAUGGUAAGCCUUACCCUCUGAGUCUGCCCAUGAGUACUGAACAACAGUUACAUGUUUUAGGAGAGGGAAUGAUUAGAGAAUAUGUAUGGUCUUUGGUUUCUGUUUUGUCUUCCAUUCAUCAGCAGGUACGGGACGUGCUGCAGACACAGGACCAGUCUCCUACCCCGGAAAAUCGAUUAUUACCUGGAAGUUACGCUCUUGUGAAAGAUUGGAACAAGGAACCACUUCGAGCCAGAUGGAAGGGCCCGUAUAGAGUACUUUUAACGACCCCAACGGCAGCAAAGCUCGAAGGAAUCAAGACUUGGAUACAUUCCAGUCGCCUAAAGCCGGUGGCUGAACCAGAACAAGAAGAAACUCCUGCAAACUCCGGGACCGGAGGCAGAGAACAGUGGAAGGUGGAGCCAAUAAGGGACUUAAAAUUCCUAUUCAAAAGAAAGGAACUUUGAAUAAUUUGUCAAUCUUUGAUCAAGUUUUACAAGCCUUAUUAUGAAAUUGUUCAAGGUUUUAGUGUGGGGCACCCUAAUUUGUCCACUCCUACUUAUAGGAGGGGAAAAUCUUUUACCACAAGAAUUUGACCCUCAGGAAAAUGUCUGGAUUUAUCUGGCCCAGGAAAUAUUAAAUAGAACAGACUUCUGCUUGGCAGGAGGGAUCAAUGCUCAUCUGGUUUUUACCUCAUGCUUAAUUGCAGUACCUACCCCUUUGAAAAUUUUACAGAAUUAUACUAUGCUGAAAGAUGUAAAGAAGGAAAAUACAUAUCAGGAUAUAUAAGUGGGGGACUAUUGUAAAAGAGAAAAGCAGAGACAUGUUUUCUGUACGGGUUCAGGCAACAGCUAAUGCUUCUGAAUGUUUCUUAAUAGUGAAUUGUACCAGUAAUUGCUUUAAAUUGAACCAAGGUAGAAAAAUCUUCUGUAAUAAGACCAGUCAAAUAUCCUAUGUAUACACACAUACCAUCCUUCCUCGAGGAUGGUUUCUGGCCUGCAGGAGAAUGAUAUAUUCAUACCUUCCAGCAAAUGCUACUGGGGGACCAUGCACCAUUGCCCGGGUAACUGCAGCUCUUCCAAGGAAGUCUGACCUAAUGCACACUGAACAAACCCCUCUUGGUGGGAGGUUUAAACGAGCACACACUACUCUCACUGCUGAUUGUGAUGAGAAUGAUUCCCCCGGACUAUUGUCUAAGGCUGACUACGUAGCAUUAGCUGCAUCUAUGGUGGGGGUUCCGGGUCUUGCUGUAAGUAAUAGCAGAAAUCUUAAUGCAGUAGCCUGUGUUUUAGCAAAAGGACUAAAUGCUACAUCUCGAGCGCUCUCAGCCUUGAAUUCUGAACAAAAACAACUAAGGGACGCUGUCUUAGAGAAUAGAGCAGCUAUUGAUUAUCUCUUGUUACGACACAAUCUGGGGUGUGAAACCUUAAAAGGAAUGUGCUGCUUCAACCUCACUGAUAAUUCUGUGCUAAUUGAAGACAAAAUUGGUGCCUUACAACGAUUGACACAGACAUUGAAAGAAACAUCUGGCUUAGACUUUUCCUGGUUAACUUCCUGGCUUCCCAAUUUUGGAUGGUUGAAGCAGUUGUUUUGUAUGGUUAUUCUGUUUUGCUUUAUAGGGAUUAUGAUCUGUUUCUGUAUCCAUUGUAUACCGGUUUGUAUCGCAUCUAUCUUCAGGCCUAAGGUAAAUCAAAUGAUUUUGCAAAAAAAAGAAAGCUGAGAAUACUAGAUUUGUGUUAAGUCAAAUUGAAUGGAGCAAUCAUAAUUAAUAAUAAUUAUAAAUGCUCCAGAUGAGGGAAAUGUAAGGUUUGACCUAGAAACUACUAUGCAAAGCCUAAGCAAAAGUGAAUGUUGUGUGUCAAAUGCCCAUCUGCAAUGAUAAGGGGCAGACAGUCUUAGAUAGAGGAAGCUUGAAAACAAAAAACAGAAUCAGAGGUACUGGAGCAAAGAGCUCAUUAAAAUACUAAAAAUCACACCCCGAGGCGGGGAAGAUAUAUGCUAAUGGAACAUAUAUGUACGUUAAUGAGAUACAUAGCUAAAACACAGGUAUAGAGACAUGCUCAGUAAAGAACUCCUUGCGUCACUCCUUUAUAACCAAUUAGCAAACAAGGAUGCUUAUGAAGAUUCAACCUCUGGUAUAUAAGGGGCUCAGUAUUGAAUGUGCGUGUGCUUGUCUUGGGAGAUUAUUCCGCUUGCACCUUUUAUUGCUAGCAAUAAAUCAUUUUUAUACUUUCA
Messenger RNA from Alligator mississippiensis (American alligator), 5474 nucleotides. RefSeq lists its product as uncharacterized. Gene Ontology annotation, biological process: proteolysis; DNA integration. The record is from RefSeq and is a predicted model, not a curated record. Lineage: Eukaryota; Metazoa; Chordata; Crocodylia; Alligatoridae. The coding region runs from base 122 to 3706 and encodes 1194 amino acids. The transcript has a single exon. Gene Ontology annotation, molecular function: RNA-DNA hybrid ribonuclease activity; aspartic-type endopeptidase activity; nucleic acid binding.